Ailuropoda melanoleuca (giant panda) is the source of this 5592-nucleotide messenger RNA. RefSeq names its product solute carrier family 37 member 1 (gene SLC37A1). Gene Ontology annotation, molecular function: glucose 6-phosphate:phosphate antiporter activity. Gene Ontology annotation, cellular component: endoplasmic reticulum membrane. NCBI's taxonomy places the organism in Eukaryota, Metazoa, Chordata, Mammalia, Carnivora, Ursidae. Bases 3065 to 4669 code for a protein of 534 amino acids. Gene Ontology annotation, biological process: glucose-6-phosphate transport; phosphate ion transmembrane transport. The transcript has 20 exons. The record is from RefSeq and is a predicted model, not a curated record.
GGGUUGGGAGCUGGCAGGUGGCAGCUGGCUGCCGGGAAGGUGCCCCCUGCCUGGGACCAGAAAUUGUGGGAAGUUGUUUUGAGUUGGUAACUGUGUUAGGUUUUCUCUCAGGGUCCUUCCUUGGUCUCCUUGUAGGUCAAGACUCCAGACCUUCAGCGUCUCACCAUGUAGCCUUGGACCCCAUCUGCGGGGUCUAUUUUGUGCAUCACCUUGGACAUUCAGUGUGUUGGGGGAGGGAGGGGAGAGGACAGUGGUGCACUGUCCUUUUUGUGUUGAAACCACAGGAAAAAGAUAGUGGUCACUGUCAGUAAUGUUUAAUAUGGAAUACAGUCUUUAAAGUGCAAACCGUAGGAAGUAUUUUCUCUGGAAAGGAGGUUGUAUUCAUUCUCCCUCCCCUCCUCUUCUCUCUCUCUCUUUCCAGAAAAAAGAAAAAAAAUUUUUUUUUGGGGGGCACGCGUCUCCCACCCAUCUUUGCCUUAAAAUAAGAUCCCCUUUAAAAACUCUGUCUUAAGUAGGUUAUUUAAACUCCACACAGGGCUGCUGAGAUGAUUUAAAGCAGCACUCCGUUCUGGGAAGGCCCUUUCAGAGUUACUCGUGCCAUGACUUUCUUUUCAGUCUUAUUCUUGUCAUAGAAGCCUAUGGAGCUGCUCGGGGUGGCCAGGUCACCCGAGCAUGGCCAGAGAGCUGCUCAAGAAUGCGUGUUUGCCUCGGGUCAUUCCUCUUCUAGUUGCCUGGCUUGGGCUCUUUCAGAAGAUGGGUGUAAAAUGUGCCUGUUGCAGAUUUUGACUGAGCUGCUCUGGGCCGGGGUCGGGGUGGGGGGAGCUGAGGUCCCUGUCUGAUGGCAGAAUGACACUGGGUAUUGUGACUUCUCUCUGGGAGUGGUGAGCUCCAGGAGCACCUAUGAAGAGUGACUAGGGGAAAAAGUAUGUCUUCGUUGUAUGUAAUUGGGCUGUGUGCCCAUCACAGGGUGUCAAGCCAGUGCCCCACCUCGUUCCCCUGUGCUCUCCAGAGGAGGAAGAGAGGGAGGAUGGAGCUGAGAGCUUCUGGACCUGAAUUUGCCUCAUGUCCAGCCUGCUGGGCAAGCUGCCUGUCCUCAUCAGAAAGGAGUGCCAUGCCUCACGGCGGGCCUCACAGGGCUCCACAGGCUCUCCGUGCAAUCCGUGCUUCUCAGGGGCCACUGCCCGGGCCCUGGAGCCUCAUUAAAUUGAGCUCUUCACAUCCCACGUGUAAAAUCACUACCUUUAGCAGCUUAACUGCUCUUCUAUGAGAAUUCUAGCACUUGCUUUCACCCAAUUCACAGGGGAAGACCCUGCAAUUGUUUUUAAAAGAAGUUGAGAUUUUCUUCCCCUGCUGAUUUCCAGGGCCUUCUAGUUUGUUUUGGGUUUUUUUUUUUUUAAUUACAGGUUUUACCAGAAUUGAGGUUUACUGAUUGAUUGAUUCAGAUGACAAUAGACUAGACAAGCCACACCUAGAGAAGCAGUGUUUGGACAGGGGAAGAAGGUAGACUCCAUCCAUCCGUUUUCAGGCACUGUAAAACUUAAAUCCUUUACUCUGAAGUCAUCGUCACAAAAUUGUUUCUCAAAGUAGAUUGAGACCCAAACAGGAGCCCACUGACUUUAAGCGGAAUUUUAGUAAAAUAUUCUUUAGAUUUUGAGCAAAAACAGCUUUGAAGCAUUUGCGGAGAUCGGUUUAACGCAUCUCUCCAGCACUUGCUCUGUGCCAAGUUUGCACCUAAGUCCGGGGGAUGGGGGGAUGGGGCGGCCCCCUGCAGGCCUGGCUCCCUUUCCUGGAUUUGCAGUCACACUAGCUGCUUUUUAGCAAGCGUCUUCUGCGCACCAAGCCCAGUGCUAAGCGCUUUCCAUGGAUGAUCUCCUUUCUUCUCCAUAAGAACCCUAACAUGUAGGUGCCAUCAUCCCGAGUUUUUAGCCGGGAAGGUGGGAUUUCCCAGCCCAAUGUCGGGGCGGCAGGUGGGGCGUGGGGUGGGCAGUGGGCCGGCUGGCGAAGGUGUAGUCUGGCUGGAGCAGACACACAACCUCUCCACUGCCUCCCUGAGAGAGAUGCAGGGGCAGGGGCAGGGGUCCUGGGAUGAAAACGCAGCAAGGAUUCUGAAUGAUUUUGCUAAAAGCCUGCAGGGAGAUCCUUGAAGGAGGCACGAUGUGUGGAGGGCCGAGGGCUGGAAUUGGGGGGGGGGUGCCCAGGCUCUUAGGAGUUUAGCUGGAGCCUUCCAACAGAGCUAUUUGCUUUGCUUGUCUGUAACCCCAAAGAAGUUCUUUGAAGACAUUAAAUAAAUUUCAGCAGCUUUAAAUGGAGAUGAAUGUUUGCUCAAAAGUAGAUUUUUUUAUAAAAAAUCAUGUAACUGGUGAAUUUUCAGUGAGUGCUAAGAGGAAGCCAUGCUCCUGCAGGCCUCAGGUCCCGUGUCGUCUGAUGCAUUGGUCCAAAAGAUUCCUUGUUGCUAAGCAUAGAGGACAGACUGAAAAAUAACACAUCGUGAGGUUGGCUGUGGGACAGGAGACCAGGCCUGCCUGGCGUGCUGGGCGUCCCUGUCGGCUCUCAGGCCUCCCUGCCCAUUCCUUUCCGUCUUGCUCUGCCUUCGGCCCUGACUUCAGAAUGGGGUCAUUUUCCAUGACCUCGCAGGGGACCACGGAGAUGGGGCAGAUGCACAGUCCGCUUCCUCCCACAGAAUCGGAUGCGUUUCAGUUCCGUUGGAAGGCCGCAGUGAAAUGAUUGGCUUGAUGACCCGCCAUCUUCCCCAGGCCUGUGUGCCUCUCUGUUGGUGUGGCUGGGACGUAGACUGGUCCCCAGGGGGUGGAGUCAAGCGUGUCCUGUUCCCUGGCAUGCUCUGGUGAUUGAGCACACGGUGGAACCACUGGGCACGUCCUGGUUUCCCAGAGCCGAGCCUCUGCCCGAAGGAAGAGGGCAAGCGAGACCCAGCAGGACACCUCGACGCACCUGCCAGUCCACGGGAGCUGCGGGGACUGGAGAGAAAUACUUGGAGCCGGGGUUCAUAACCUAUGCAUGAAGCAUCCUGUCUUGUGACCAGAACUCUGUGGUCAGCGCGGCGUAAAUGGCUCCUCUCCCCCCCGGCAUUCGCCUCAUCAUCUCAUUCUCCCGGGAUCAGUGGUACAGAGCCUUCAUUUUUAUUUUGACAUUUUUGCUGUAUGCAAGUUUCCACUUAUCCCGAAAGCCUAUCAGCAUAGUUAAGGGCGAGCUGCACAGGUACUGUGCUACCCUGUACGAGGGCCAAGUCGGGUUCAGCAGCUGGAGCCGGAAAGCCAGUGACACGCCCCGCCGCCAGCCAGCAGACAACGAGACGGACUGCAGCUGGGCCCCGUUUGACCAGGACAACUACCAGCAGCUGCUCGGGGCCCUGGAUUACUCGUUUCUGUGUGCCUACGCCAUUGGCAUGUACCUGAGCGGCAUCAUAGGGGAACGCCUGCCCAUUCGGUAUUACCUCACGUUUGGAAUGCUGGCCAGUGGCGCUUUUACCGCCCUCUUUGGGUUAGGGUAUUUCUACAAUAUCCACAGUUUUGGAUUCUACGUGGUAACUCAGAUCAUCAAUGGACUGGUGCAGACGACCGGCUGGCCCAGCGUCGUCACCUGCCUCGGCAACUGGUUUGGAAAAGGAAGGCGAGGUUUGAUUAUGGGGGUCUGGAAUUCCCACACCUCUGUGGGCAACAUUUUGGGCUCCUUGAUUGCUGGCUACUGGGUGUCCACCUGCUGGGGCCUGUCCUUCGUCGUUCCUGGGGCCAUCGUGGCAGCCAUGGGGAUAGUGUGCUUUCUCUUCCUCAUCGAACAUCCGAAGGACAUCGCCUGCUCCUCGUCCCUGGCGGCGCCGAAAGGCUAUGAGAACGGCACACACAGAUUCCGGCUGCAGAAACAGGUCUUCACGGACGACAAGAGCCAGCCUCUGGACCCCGAGAUGCAGUGCUUGCUGCUGUCAGACGGAAAGCACCCCGUCCACCAGAACCACGUCGUGGUCCUCCCAGCCGACGGCGGGGGCAGCAUGGCCGCCAUCAGCUUCACCGGGGCCUUGAGAAUCCCCGGUGUGAUCGAGUUCUCUCUGUGUUUGCUGUUUGCAAAGUUGGUCAGCUAUACCUUCCUCUUCUGGCUUCCUCUGUACAUCACGAAUGUGGAUCACCUUGACGCCAGACAGGCCGGGGAGCUCUCCACCCUGUUUGAUGUGGGUGGCAUCUUCGGUGGGAUCCUGGCAGGUGUGAUCUCAGACCGACUGGAGAAGAGGGCCUCCACCUGUGGCCUGAUGCUGCUGCUGGCGGCCCCAACGCUCUACGUAUUCUCCACCAUCAGCAAAAUGGGCCUCGAAGCCACUGUCGCCAUGCUACUUCUCAGCGGGGCUCUGGUCAGCGGGCCGUACGCUCUGAUCACCACCGCCGUCUCCGCCGACCUGGGCACGCACAAAAGUCUCAAGGGAAACUCCCACGCCCUCGCCACUGUGACCGCCAUCAUCGACGGGACUGGCUCUGUAGGAGCGGCCCUGGGCCCCCUGCUGGCCGGGCUUCUGUCCCCGUCUGGGUGGAACAACGUUUUCUACAUGCUCAUGUUCGCAGACGCCUGUGCCUUACUGGUACAGUUCCUGAUCCGCCUCAUUCACAAGGAGCUGAGCUGCCCGGGGUCGGCGACCGGGGACCAGGUUCUGUUCAAGGAACACUGACCCCUCGAGUCCCCUGGAGGGAGGCUGGGCCCGUCCUUCACAAACUCCCUGUCAAGGAAAAGUUCAAAUAAAGGAUCCUGUGUUGGAAAGAAUGAUUUACCCUUGCCUUUUGCACACACCCCUGGAAAAGACACAAAAGCCACCUUGAGAAGUCCGGGUGCUAUCUCAGGCAAGCCGUGGUGCUCACGACAGCGGCAAGGAGGUGCGGGAAGUGCUGUCUGCACGGUGGAGCCUGGGACACGCGCGGGACAGGCAGGCACCCCGGCACCUGCUCGGGACUGGCGGGUGGUGCUCAGGGGAGCCGGGGUCUCUCAGGGGUUUCAGUCUAGAAUGUGAGAGCAGGUGAGCACCGCGCUGGCCGGGACCAGAUACUGCAGCAGGCGCCAGGAUGCCGCGCGGAGCCCAGCCUCUGGGAGGACAGAGGAGAUGGACGCCUGGAUCAGAAACCAAGACGGAGCUCAGAGCCGUCCCAUCACCCAGAAGACUUUCCCAGCACCUCCUCCCACUCUGCGCGGACCUGAACAGGAGCCGUCAGGAAGUGAGCAGCCGGCCGUGCACCCUGCCUGGCAGUGCCCGGGGAAUGCCGGCCCGGACACCCGGGCACGUCUGUGGUCCCAGCUCCGAGGCCGCCCCCGCUGCUGUCCCUGCAGGUCUGGGGGAAGACAUGGUGGGGGUAGGCGGGCCCGGCGCCCCGAUGUGCUUCACCCCUCCACACGCCAGACACCCGGAACUGUCUCUAGAGACGUAGCACCAGCGUGGGUUUAUUUAUUGAAGAUGUGGUAUGUGUUCUAGAAGUUUCAGAAACAUAAAUGGCAUUUUGUUAUUUAUUAAGACAAACCGACUAUCCUCUGGCCACUUGUUUUCCCACUUGUUGCCAGCAAAAUACUCAUCUGCUCUUUGAAAUAAAAUGUUUUUUAAAAAAA